Molecule: messenger RNA, 3080 nt
Organism: Helobdella robusta
Lineage: Eukaryota; Metazoa; Annelida; Clitellata; Rhynchobdellida; Glossiphoniidae
Exons: 4
Coding region: 1-2838 (945 amino acids)
Cellular component (GO): membrane
Molecular function (GO): hexosyltransferase activity
Source: RefSeq, a predicted model, not a curated record
AUGUGUCAGGGUUUAAUUAAAAGUCUCAGAAAACAUCAAUGUAAAGUAUGCACGAUCAUUAUCAUCUUCUUUUGGGGCUUAAAGAACAGAUUCACGGCAGAGAGGCCAAAGCUAACAGACAAGUUUCGGGACUUAGAUAAAUACAUAGAGGAAUUAAGAAACGCAAAAUUUCCACCUUACAACUACCAGCUACUCCAAUCGGAAGCACAGAGAACAGAGACCACUAAUCCUUUGCAACUUCCUGGAAAGAGCAGAAAUCAUCCCCACAAUGAUGAUAAUAGCCGCAAAAGUAAUGAUAGUGAUCUUGUAGAUGCUGAUGACGAUCGCGACGAUUCUGUUGGUAGAAACUGCUCUCUCGGUAUCACAAACUGCUCGAAAGGAUUAAAAAUGAUGGGGAAGAAGAAUAAUGUUAAUCCUCGUAAAAUUGAUGAGGGUGGUGGUGUUGGUGGUGGUGGUGUUGGUGGUGGUGAUGAUGUUGUUACCUUUGAUAGUAAUCGUUUUACAGUUAAAAGUACCACCAGUUUCGAUGGCAAAUUUCGAAAUGAUGUGCGAGACUUGAGGGGCAACAACAACAACAACAACGUUUUGCACCAUAAUGACGUCAACAACUCCUACAACGAUAAUAGCAUCAGCAGUAACAACAACAACAACAAUAGUACUUUAAACAAUGACAUCAACAACAACGGCACCACCAUCAGUUAUGACAUCAUGAAAGACAUCCACAUUAACGAGAACAUAAACAAACUGGCCACCAACAAAGACAACAAAAUCUUUCGCACUGAACUGAAGAACAAUUCAUACAGCAGCCAAGACGAGAAGGUUUACAGAUCAAACAACAUUAACAACAGCAAUAACAACAGCCACAAGAAUGAUACUUUAAACAGCCUAAACAACAACAACAAAAAACGCGUUGAUAACAUCAACAACAAAAAUAUCAUUAACAACAACAAAAACCACACAAACUUAUUCAAUGUGAAAGACGCCUUGAACAUCGUCAGGGAGAACGAACACAGCAAAACUAGCAACAACAAAAUUUCAGCCAACAACAUUAAUAAAAACAACAUCAACGCCGCUAACAACAACAACAAUGACAGCAUUGUAGACAUCAUCAACAACAACAACAGCAUCAGCAACACCAACAACAUCAGCAACGACAACAACAACAUCAGCAACAACAACAACAUCAACAAAAACAGCAACAACAACAACAACAACAACAACAAUAAUAAUAAUAAAAACAACAUUAAUGACAAUGCUUAUGACACUUAUUACGACGAUAUUCUGGUCGGUUUCGAUCGGAACAUCAGCAAUACCAAAAAGAACAAUAACAAUAAUAAUAACAAUAACAACAAUAAUAACUUUCAAAUCUAUCAACAAUGGUCUGAAGAGUUAGUAGAUAGUUUAAAAGUGGAUUUUUCGCUGACGAACAAAAUUAUGGCGCUGUAUUCUGAAUCCAAAAUUCAAGAAAUUAAUCGCUUGGCAAUGCUACAAAAGGCCAAAUAUAAUUUGAAAUAUAGAAAGUACAAAAACCACAACAACAGCAACAGCAACAACAAUAAUAAAAAGAAUUAUACCAACGAUAAUAUUAAUAAUAAUAAACCGAGUAUAUUAUUAAUUACAGUCGUUCAUUCGGCACCUGGGCACUUCAAAGAACGAAGCGUGAUUCGACGAACCUGGGCACGAACUGACAACGAAGUUUUCACCUUCUUUCUUAUUGGUACGCAGGGACUCAGCGAGGUUUAUAUGACUCUGAUAGAGAAAGAAUCGCAGACCCAUGGCGAUAUUUUUACUGCUGGCUUUGAAGACAGUUACGCCAAUCUGACGCUCAAGUCGCUAGCCAUGCUUCUAAAAAUCGGUGAGGCGUUCGGCGAGGCCGCGCGCCUUAUUGGCCGAACAGAGUUGAGAAAUAAUAUCGGUAAGAAUAGUAAUAAUAAUAGUAAUAACAUCAAUAAUAAUAAUAAUAAUAACAAUAAUAAUAAUAAUAAUAAUAACAUCAAUAAUAACAUCAAUAAUAAUAAAAGUGUUGAUGACGUUAUUGGUAAUAUCGAUGGUGAAAUGAAUCGUUAUAAGAUGCAAAAUUUUAGCACAAAUGGCCACAACAACAAAGAUAAUAAUAAUAAUAAUAAUAAUAAUAAUAAUAAUAAUAAUAAUAAUAAUAAACUCAUCGAUUUCUCGAACAUUCCAAGUUCGAUAGUGGACAAAUCGCUCAACCGGUUUUUCUUGAUGAAGGUCGACGACGACACGUUCGUCAAUGUCGAAUCUCUGGAUAACAUUCUCAGUGCCCGCGCAUCUAUACAAGGUACCGACAACAACAACAACGACAACAAUGACGUCAUCGACAACAACACAAACAAUACAAAUAACACAAAUAACAUCGACAACAACAACAACGCCAACAACGACAGCGGUGUAUACGCCAUCGGUUAUGAAUUCAAAAAAGUUCGACCGACUCGCUUUCCCACCAACACCUCCAAAAUUUCCAAAUCUAGUCGAACCAAAAUAACCCAAAAAAGCUCCUGGAUAAUUCCUAGAGAGUUUUACUCCCAAGAAUUCUACCCUGACUACUUGUCCGGGUCCGGUUACGUAUUAUCAGGAAAGGCUGUAGUAAAAUUAGCAGAAGUAGCAAAAACAAUUCCGCCAUUUUGUAUCGAAGACGUUCACGUGACUGGAAUGCUGGGCGAUAAAAUAGGAUUGAGACGGGAGCAUAGUAAUAAAUUUAAUGUUGACGAUUUAGGACUUUUUGAUCAAUGCAACGCCCCCGUCAGCACUCAUUACGUUAAUAUUAAAACUAUGAAGCAGUUGUGGGAUAAGUUGAGGGUCCAUUUGAUCACCUGUUGAGUGCGUGCGUGUGUACGUGUGUGUGUGUGUGUGUGUGCGUGUGUGUGAGUGCCUUAUCUUAUAUCAUUCCUGCCUACCUUAAUAGUGUUCUGUCUUAAUAUGAUGAUAGAUUAAUAUUAAGAUACAUUCAUAAUGAUAAUCUAUCUUUAGUGUUUGUUGGUAGCAUUUUUAUUUACGUCAUAAAAAAUAUAAAUUUGACAUAUAAAAUAUAAAUAAAAUAUAGUUUGAUAAAUUUUUUAAUG